Chelonus insularis is the source of this 1819-nucleotide messenger RNA. RefSeq lists its product as uncharacterized. The record is from RefSeq and is a predicted model, not a curated record. The transcript has a single exon. NCBI's taxonomy places the organism in Eukaryota, Metazoa, Arthropoda, Insecta, Hymenoptera, Braconidae. Bases 267 to 1703 code for a protein of 478 amino acids.
UUAUAGGUGAUAAAAUAAAUAGAGCUUAUUGAUAGACAUUAUUCUACUAUUAUUAGGUGAUCACGACAAUGGGUAAUGACGACAAUUAUAAUAAUGAUUUCAGCAAGACAAUUUUUGUUAUAAAAUUAUCAGUAAAUCAAGUGAAGUAAUAGUUUGAAGUGCUACUUAAUUCAACGAGAAACAAAUUUAUUAAUAAGUUAGAUUUUUUUUCAUGAAGAGUUGACAAUAGAAAACAUUUUUGUUUAUUAAAAUUUGCUCUGAAAAUAAUGAUGAAUCACACUGAAUAUGAAACAAGUGUUCGUCUACUAAUAACAGAAAAAAUUUUCUCUUUACUGUACAAAAAAUUUUACAAUGAAAAUGGUAAAAAAAUAUUAAUUACAUAUUUUAAUGAUCCUACAUUGAUGAAUCAUGAGAAUGCAAACUCCAAUCAGGGAUAUCGUAUCACUGAUAAUGUGUUUCAAUAUAAACAAUGUUCACACAGAAUAAAUCUAUUGAAGAUUUUAAUAAACAAAAAUAAUGAUGAUGUCAAUGAUCAUGCUAAAAAGAAAAAUAAAAUAAUGUUCAUACCAUAUUCACGCACCACUGCAACAGAGAAUAUCGCUGAACUGACACGAAAAUUCAACACCAUACGAGAUAUUACAGUACGAUUUAUUAUUUAUCAACAGGAUAACAUACGAAUAAGUUUAGAAAAAAAAUCAGAAGGUCAUCAUGGUGGAUCUUUUUACUUUACUGCUGAAAUUGAAUAUGGAACAGAUUAUUCCUUGAUGAAUUAUAAACAAUUAACAGACAGAGAAAAUUUUUUUUGGGAUUUAUUAUCUACUACUUAUUUAUCUGAAUUUUAUCAUUUAAUUGAUUCUAAUUCAAUGUACAAUUAUAUCCAGCUUACUCAACUAUUACAUAUACCUUGUCGCAAGUUUUCAUCAUUCUAUGAAUACUCUUGUAACAUGUCCAACUAUAAGUUAAAGUAUAAAUUUGAUGGAUACAAAGGUCGUAUGAUUAACAAUAAUGUCCAGCCUAAUUCUAUUUUUUAUUGGGAUGAUAUGCACAACACAGGUAAAAUAGAGUCACCACUUCUAAAUGAUUUUCCUCACAUUAUUUUUCAAUAUGAAGUGAUUGCUAGCAAACGAUGGAUCAUUUUUACUGAUGUCAUUGGAGCUGUAGUUAACAAACAGCUAUAUAUGCCAGAACCAAAUGAUGUUUUAGCUUUAUUCGCUCAAUUUCCACGUCAAGGUGUGAAUACUCCUCUAUUAGCUGAUGACUAUCCUCAUCGAACCCUGCUUUUUGAUCCACUCAAUGUCAAUCUCAAUCAGAAUGGUACCGAUAAUGAAUUCACUAUUGGAGUACAGUUUGUUAUUACUGACAACAAUGGUAGUUGUUUGCUAGCACCACCAUUAUCUAAUACUGAUGGAUUCAUUGUUGUCUGCAAUAAUCGCGAAUAUAAAUUUAAAAUUCCAACACUUGAUGUUCGAAUUCGUAACGAAUUAGCUUAUUUGGAUCAAUCACCAAUGCCAAUAUUUAAUACUAAAUUACUUUCAACAUUUUUACUUAAUCCAAAUUCUGUCUAUGAAAUUACACUUAGGAAAAAUCAAGUCAUUAUUUUGCGAGAACGAUUUGAGAGACAAUUUACAUCGAAUUUGGAUGAGUUUGAUAAUUUUAAAAAGGAGUUAGCAUUUAUGUCUCGACAGUUACAAUUAAUUAAUUAACAAUUGUUUAAUAAACUAAAUAAAAUUAAUUUAAUUAACUCAGAGCAGUCAAAUCCUUUCAUAUUUAAUGCUAUUGUUUGAAUAUUUUUUUAUCUUUCCAUUGGGAAAUUAUUGUA